GAAGCGGGGAAGGCGGCUGCGUGGCGCGCAAGGGUCGGCGCGGCGGCCCCGGCGGCGGCGGCGGCGGCUUCUCCUGCCCUCCACGUCCGCGGAGCGGCGCGCCUCUCUGUCGCCGCCCCUCGAAGCUGCGGAGGGAGUUUUCCCGGGCCGGCCGAAUGUGCGAAGUCGGGACGCGCCCUGCGCUGCCGCCCGGCGACCGAGGGGGCGGAGAGACCCCUCCGGCCAGCGCGCUGUCGCCGCCGGGCUGCGCGGCAGGCGAGAAAUGCCGAGAGAUGGGAGAGCAGCCCAUCUUCACCACCAGAGCGCAUGUCUUCCAAAUUGACCCUGCCACCAAGAAGAACUGGGUUCCUGCGAGCAAGCAGGCUGUAACUGUUUCCUACUUCUAUGACAGCACAAGAAACAGCUAUCGAAUAAUCAGUGUGGAUGGAGCCAAGGUGAUUAUAAAUAGCACAAUCACACCUAAUAUGACCUUCACGAAAACAUCACAGAAGUUUGGCCAGUGGGCGGAUAGCCGAGCAAAUACGGUGUUUGGUCUGGGCUUCUCUUCUGAACAGCAGCUAACAAAGUUUGCUGAGAAAUUUCAGGAGGUGAAAGAAGCUGCCAGACUAGCCAGAGACCGAUCACAAGAAAAAAUUGAAACUUCCAGUAACCAUUCCCAGGAAUCGGGGCGGGAGACCCCCUGCUCUACUCGGGCAUCCAGUGUGAACGGCACAGACGACGAGAAGGCUUCACACGGUGGUCCCUCGGAUGCACAGCUCCGAACAGAGAACGACAAACUGAAGCUCGCCCUAGCACAAAGUUCCUCCAAUGUAAAGAAAUGGGAAACAGAAUUGCAGUCACUUAGGGAAAGCAACGCCAGACUGACUUCUGCACUCCAGGAAUCUGCGGCUAGCAUAGAGCACUGGAAAAAGCAGUUUUCCAUUUGCAAAGAAGAGAACGAUCAGCUCAGGAGUAAGAUCGAGGAACUGGAAGAACAAUGCAAUGAAGUAAAUCAGGAGCGAGAGCGGAACGUGCAGCUGAGCAGGCGCCUGCAGGAGCUGGAGACGGAGCUUCAGGACAAGGAGCUGGAAUUAGAGGAUCUUCGGAAACAAGGUGAAAUCAUACCGCAGCUCAUGACAGAAUGUGAAACGGUGUCUCAGAAAUUGCAGGCUGCUGAGAAGAGGAAUAAAGACCUUGAGGAGAAAGUCAGAGCUCUGAGGAUAGAGGUUGAAGAGAGCAAACACAGACAAAACAACCUUAAGACUGAGUUACAGACUUUUUUAGACGUACUAGAUGGAAAGAUUGAUGAAUUACAUGAUUUCCGGCAAGGACUGUCUAAACUAGGGGUUGACAAUUAGAGAAUAACAACAUCUCCCCACCCCAGACUAACAUUUAGUGUGUGUGUGUGUGUGUGUGAUUUAAUUAUCAGUGUCUGUGUCAGAAAAAGCAAAUAUUCUCUUUCUUUGCAAUGUGAUCUGUACAUAGAACUAAGGAUUUAACAUUUUCCCCUUCCUCUCUUUUUUUUUCUUUCCAAAAAUUGCUGCUCAGCUGUUGUUACAGGAAAUUUUUUAAGGGCUGCUGCAACCAUAGAAACAGGGGAAACACGUCUUUUCCUAAUCUUGAUUAUUGAGCCACAUGCGGUUUUAUUCCCUUUUUGGGUGGCUGGAGCAGACUGCAGUGAGGAUGAUACGAGAUUCCUGUAGUGUCUCAGAAGGCUUGAUAACGUGCACCUGGGAGCAGCCUUUGGCAAACAGGGAGGCAAGACUGCAGCCCAGGUGCUCUUAGUCAUAGGAAUGAAACAUGCAUGUUUUGUUCCAAGAUGCUCCAAAUGGUCUUUGUAUACCUGUAGGGCCUUUUCAUUCAGGAUUUGCCAUGCUCAGUAGCAUACACUUUAAAAACCAGUGUAUCGAUUGCGAUGUUUCCAGUGGUUCCUUUACCUUCAGAUAAAAUGGUUGUGUACUUUAUGCAAAACUAAUCAAUAAUUUAUCCUAUGAGGGUUUUUAAAAAUGCAUAUGAUCUGCAGUAGCCAUCCUAAGCUCUGAAAAUGGGCACAACUCCCAGAUCCGCUCCCAGAGCAAAGGGUUAACAAAUUUUGAGCAGCAGCGAUCUAUCAAAGGAAGACAGAGCACAGUUUUUACAUGCAGGAGAGAUAUACCGUAUAUAUUUGUGUGUGUGUAUUUGAGGCAAUUACUAUGUUACCAACCAUCUGUUACAAUAAACAUAACAAAUUGACAUGUGAGGCGAGAUAACAGGACAGAUAGAUAGAUAUUGUUUUGAGUGCUGCCCAAAGUUUAAGAAAUAACAAUUUGGGAUGCCAAAUUUAUAAUAGGUAUCCUAAAUAUAAGUGCCGGAUGAAGGUGGAAAUCAGAAUGGCCAGCAGGUCAGGAUGGGAAGUGAAGGUCAGGCAAGGGGUUGUGGGGGUGGCGUUGCCAGCUCUAACUGGGAUUUUGCCUCCGGUGUUUCAGAAACUGAGUACCACUUCAGGCAGGUCGGGCGGUAUCCGUCCUGGAAUCACACAAAGGAUGGCCUCAGCAUAGGCAACAUCACCCAAGAUGGGAAGUGUUGGGGUGCCCAGCUAGUUAGAAGGAUCCUGCUCUGUCCAACAAGCUCUGCUUCCUAAAUCUAGAUGCACCAAGGCUGAUCACGGUCUUAAUGGGAUGAAAAGUCAACUGCUCAUCCCAUGAUCCUGCAUUCGGAACAGCAGGAAAAAAUGGUCCCAGGGCAGGAGGCUGUCUCAGACCAAGCCUUACACUGAGUUCUAUCAAAGUGGCUUUUCAAAUAUCACCUCUCAGUUGUAGCAACAAUAGCUUGUUUUUAGUAUUGCCCAGUUUCUGAAUCCAGGUCUUCUGCCCUUCAUGCCCAGGUGUGGGGGCACCUGUGUGCACAGAGCACAUCCUACCUCCUUGUGAACCGGUUUCCCUUCCAUUUGCUGUCCUGCGCAUUAUGUCCCUGGUGCCUCUGGGAGUCGGUCUCUUUGUUUAUAGCUCGCUUGCACGCGCGCUCUCUCCCCCCACCCCAUAGGGGUGCUUGUGUGCACAUAUGAUUCCUUAGGUGUGGAAUUCAUUCUUUGUUCAUGAUCAUAAUAAUCCUUUAAUUGAAAAGUACAACCUAACAUAAAUCACUCUCUUUAAGCCACAGGUGGCUCUUGGCUGUCCUUUUCUUUCACCUUGUAAGGUAUAAAAGACGAGAAUUAGAGGUUUCAGUGACAGCAUUGAUUCUUACAAGGAGAACCAGUGAAGCAGAAGCUUUAAUCUGUUUCCACAGAUGCUUGCUACACUUUCUUAGUCACUAAAUACAUUAAUUUUGCCUUAUCCGCCAGCAAAUGAGUCACCUCCGUUUUGCAGUUGUGUGUGCGUGCGUGCACAUCCAUGCAUGCGUUUGCACGCAUCUUUACUGGGAUAUGGACGGGGUGGCAGGGAUGGAACCUCUUGCUGUGACUGGAUGAGCUGCUCAGAUUCUAGACUGGAUCCGGACUGUCCAGUAGGCCUGGGGAAUCUGGCAGGGGCAUACGAAGGCAGCAGGCCAAGAGAAGAGAGCAAGGCCUAGAGAGGAGAGAUGGACAGCAAACGCUCCCAAGAGGCCUAGGAGGGAGAAGGGAGGCGCUAAAAACCAGGAUCUGUGUAGGGAUGGAGAGCUCCUAUGUAGAUUUCAGAUAGACUUGACCUGCAUCCUUUUUGACCUGCGAAGUCUCUCCCAUUCUUGUCUCUCGAAACAUCCUGCCCUCCGUGCCUUUAAUCUGAAAUGGUUGCUGCUUGGAGCUCCUCCACACAAAAGCUCUCCUGUCCUGGCCCACUUUACAGCGUCCUGGCUGGUGUCCGAGUGCCACUUGGCUCAGAGGUGGCUGGAGAAGCAGCGCUGGUGCCUGCCUGCCUGCCUGCCUGCCUCUCUUUUUUCACCUGUCAGGUGAGCUAGCCACGCUGGGCUAAGCUGAAGCCAUGUGAAGGAAAACAGGGCCAUAUGAGUCAGGGCUGAAAUAUCUGCCCCACCUCUGCCAUCUGCUUAGCUUCUGCCACUGAAAUACAGAAACAGGUAUUUGCAGGUAGCAACUGCCUUGACAUUUUAAAAUGCAUAUGAAUGCUGUACAAACUUAUAGCCACCAUAAAUAACACCAAGGCUGCCUUACUGUCUUGUCUUGUCUUUGUUGGGGGAGACCCCUUUUAACAGUCCAUGUUUUUAUCCCCUCCAAAACCCCUUUCUCAAUUUGCUGUCUGCUGAUCUGGUAUUACAUGGUGAAAUGCAGUAUCUGGACUCCCGCAAGGAGGGGCCAUGUGCUGAUCCCACUGACUGAUGACCUGUCUGUGCUUUCUUUCCCGGAUACAGGUCUGUCCUAAUAGCAGUUGUAAGAUCUCUGUGGGGUGACUAUUCAUUAGAGAAGGCCAAAGUUGUACGGGCCAUCGGUGGUGAAGCACCUACCUGCUUUGCACGCAACAGUUCUCAGGUUCAGCCCCUGGGAUUUCCAGUGAAAGGGAUGAGGGGAUGGGAUAUUCUCUCCUUGAGAUCCUAGAAAUGCUGGUGAAAAUAAACUUUGAUGAGCUAAAUGGAGAGACCAGCUAGGAAGUACCUUUCAUUACUGUGCUUCGUGUGCUGGACAGAACGCCUAAGUGAUCUGAUGUGGUCAGAUUGUUUUUAAGCCACAAUAACUGAAUGGGUUUGCCCCUUGUCUUUUAAAAAGUGUAAGAUUGUGUCCAUGUUCUAAUGUAGCACGACUCUGGACCUAAUACUCUCGGCCCAGCCAUGACCAAGUUAAUAUCCUCCGUAAUUAUGAUGCUGCCCUUGGCUGGCACAGGCUGGGGCAGAACCUCUGUCUUACCUUUUUGCAGCUUUCUUCACAAGAAGGGCAAAGAGGACGAAGUAGCAACAUGGAGAAAUGUGGGAAGAGAAAGGAAGGCAAAGGUGGGGAGGGGGAAUGAGAGCAGAAGGGUGGAUAGGCGGAAGCUCACACAUGGGGUAUCUCCCUCCUUAAGUGCUUCCCUUCAUUUAAAUGGCUGGAGCCGUUUAACAUGCGCAAAGAUGCUUCCUUGGAGUAGCUCCUUCAAACAGGCAAAGCGAACUGUCUUGGGGAGCUCCUUAUGUGUACUGGAGCACACACACACGUAUGUUUGGAUCUGGGAAGAUGAGCGCCCCAAUGGUGCCUUCGUUAUCUCAUAAGCAUCUGCGCGUCUUGUCCCUGGUUAUGUCUCCUUUGGAGAACUCUGGCCUCUUGUUCUUGCACUUUUGCUAUUUCAUGGAACUUUUCUAAAUUUGACUGAACUGUUUUAAAUGAACAAGCUGUUCAAAUCUCAAUCUCUCCCUUUUUCCCUUGCUUAAAAAUUACUGGGUACACUUUUUUUUUUUUAAUCUGAGUGAACUCUUUACAAAGUACACCAAACUGGAGCCAAAGAAAUAUUUUCAAUAGGCAAUUUGACAUGCUCAAAUGAAACAGUUCUUCUCUUGGACCAUCUUAGAACUUCCUGUAUGAUCUGGUUACCGGAGUCAUACAUGUAACGGCAUGUUCCACUGUUAAGCAGUUUUAGGCUUUUGUUGUUUGUUGUCAUUUGUAUUCACUUUAGGAUGUAAAAUACGGGAUGGGUUGUUGAAAUCACAGGUCUUACACUCAGGUGUGUAAAUAGCCUUUCACUGGGUCACCUGCUGCAAAGUAGAGAUACUAUUUCUAGGUGACAAGGUGGGGAAACUUUUGUGGUUCUGGAAUUUUAGUUUAUAUAUACCUAUUGUGGGUGUGAGUGCAAGCAGGCUAAUAGGAACGGUUAAUGCUUGCAGUUUUGAGAAACUAAUUUAAAAGAUUAACUUUAAACAUUGUAUAGUGUAUUUGGUAGUAAUAAGUUGAGUGUCAACGGUACAAUAAGGCAUCCGUUAAAGAAUAUUAACCAAGCGCUUUGCGUAAAUAUUCUGUCAGUAGAGAGAGGACUAACACCUAGGUUGCUCAGUUCUUCUGAGGAAUUUAUAGAGUAUCCAGUUGGACACUUUAUUGUGAUCAAUAAAGUGGCAAGAAUCAGCUUGAAAAACAUCAAGGUGCCUAUACAUCCAAAAAUGUUUAUAUGCAUAUUUGCAAACUGUUCCGCCUCCUUUUUCUUUCUUUCUUUUACUGGAUUGGUUCCUUGUACUGCUUUGAUCAGUUACCUCCCUGGUCUUAAGGAGUUUGAGCCAAUCAAUCUGUACAUGCAGAUGAAUCACAUGCUAGUGAAUUCUUGAGAUUGUAAUUGUUUACCUGUUUUACUUAUAGUCCCUCUUUUGUCUAAGGAGGCAGGUACAGUCCGUGCUUCCCCCUUUCACUGCCACGAUAACGCUGUGAAGGGAGUGAGGCUGAGAGCCAGCGACUGGUCCAGAGUCACCCAGUGAGCUUCAUGGCCAAGUGAGGACUAGAAGCCGGGUCUCCUCAGUCCUAGUCCAUCACUGUAACCACUCUGCAAUAUUGUCUCUCCAACGUUAUACCAUCUCAGACUGCAAGUGGGUGGUGGAGCUCUAGUUUUAAAAAACCUUUCCCCCCACAGCGCUGCACACAUAGAAGAUGUGUGCGCAUUGGGCAGAACGUUCUGCUUCUCCUGUCACUGCUAAUGCUGUGGGUCAGUGAACUUAACACGGGAGAGGAGUAAAUAUGGGGACUGCGUAUGAGGAAUGUCACAGCCAUGGUUGGGCGUGCUACUGUCCCGGCCACACCAUGCCAUGUGACUGGCCUGCAUGUGCAGGUUGCCCUGUUUACUUGGUGUACAGGGGUGCAGGUGCCCCUUAACUCAGUGACACUUGCACAGAGUGUGCUUAGGGCCUUAGCCGGAGGGCCAAAACGUGUGAAUCGCUGCGGCAGGGCAAGAAGUGAAAGCCACCUGUCUGUGGCCCUCUCUCGUGGUGAUGACUUCGCCACUAAAUAAGAACUCUUUCUCUUCCUCACAGGGGGAAUUAGUGGAUGAUGAGAACUUUGGCUGCAGUUCACAAGAGAACUGUCUGCAGUGCUGGGACCGGUUUUGCGUAGGGAACUGGGUAGCUGGGGCCACCUGCUUUCACCCCAGUUCAAUCCCUGGUACCUCCAAGCAGGGUUAGAAGAGAACCCACCUGAAGCCCCGCUGUCCAUUGAUGUCGAACAAUACUGGGCCAGAUGGACCAAUGGUCCAAGUCAUGGCAGCUUUCGAAGUUCUGCAUAAGCUAAAUAAUUUGAAGUGUGUUGCUUAACCUGGUGAAUAAAACCCAGGGAGAAUUGGUCUGCAUAUUGCAGAUAGGCGAGUACAGCAGAGCACACCUUGUCUGUGUUGAUCUGGGUCUGAAUCCAGGGGCUGCCUGAUGCAGCAGCUUGUCUGUUCGGCAGCCAUUUAAUUGAUUAGAUUUCCUCCAAGUGCUGAUGGUGGAGGCUGAGGGGACUUAAUCUGGUGGUAGGCAGCAUGCAAGUGGACUGUAGCUGCCAUCUUUGUGCCUGGCAAAGUUGAGCUGUUCCAGGACACUGUCGUGGGGAAAGGGUUGCAGCCAUAAAUACAAGGUGGCCAUGCGGUAUGUUCCAGCGUUUAUUUUGGGUAGCCUGUCUCAUCUUCCUGGGAUUUUGGAGAGCUUCCUAUAUGCACUUGACAAAGAUUAGAUUAAUUCCUGCAAGGGUAACCACAGCUGUCGCCAUCCUUAUCUUAAAGGACUGAGAUGUUUGGCUCUGAGCCAAAGCAGAAUUUCUUAGAAAUAACGUGGGGGUUGUAGUUGAUGGGAACAAUUAUAUAGCCAUAAUUUAAUAUAGAAUUGGCAUGCUUCAGCUCCCUGGAUUUGGAUUGCCUUAGGCAGAGCUGUUGGACGUCCGGCCUGCAGUGCCAGUUUGGCAAAACCCCUUCCCCUCCAAGUCACCGAGAGUUUGGUGUUUUCCCAAACUCUGUGCAGCUUUUUCACCAUUCUAGAAAGUUGAAAUGCCUCCUCCCAGCUACUGACAAUCAGAGUCUGAAGCUAUGCGUAAGUUGCACUGGCACCUUGGCCCUGGCUUUCUUCCCCCUUUGCCCCACCACCCAGAAGCUUCUCUGAAAUUGCGUUCGACCUUCGGGCUGGAAGGGGUCCAACAGCCUGGCCUUGAGGGGGCUGCCAGCGCGUGAGCGCCGGCCUCGACUUUAGGAACUGCCAUGCAAGCUGCAGCUUUUGACUGCACGUAUCCUCUGAGUACUUGCGGGGAAGUGCUCACCUGCAUUUUGUUUUCUGUCACUGGUGAGCAAUAAUUUUGUUUAACCAUCUGGCAGCUGACAAAAAAAUAUUGUCUGCCUUGCCUCAAAAGCAACAAACUGGUUUCCUAUGACUUACACAAUGUCUACAAGUGUGCAUGUGUGCGUGCAUACGUACAUACGUGUGUACAUGCGUGCCUUGGCGUGAGGGGAAGUCAACAAUGCUGAAAAAGCAGCAUCUAGAAUUUUAAUUUAGUCAUGCUGAAAAAGCAUUAUCUAGAAUUUUAUUUUAGUCCUUUGGUAUACGCCAAAGCUUCAUUUUCAUGUAGAGCACACCAUUGUCAAAACACCGAAAGAAAUCCCUCUCCCAUAGUCCACAAAAUAGAAAAGUAUUUUAAGUGUGAUACUUUUAAAUGUUUUAAAAUAUGAUGCACCUUUUGUAAUAAAUUUGCAAGGUGCGGUUACUUUUCUAAGUAAGUUUUAAUGAAUGAUGAAUUAACUAAUUUUGAGAGUGUGGGAAAAUACUGCAGCAGCUUAAAAUGUAUAUUUUUAUUCAGAUAUAAAAUACAGUCAAUCAACCUGAACAAAUUAUUGCUGGUUGACUGGUGUGAAAUUGUCUUACUUUGUUACUUGUCUGCUGUGAGCAAGUAUUUUUCAAUUUCCACCCCUCUUCCAUGUUACUGAAUAUUGAGCAAAUGUUAAUAUUUGGAAUAUUAAUAGAAAAUAAUUAGAAAAUAAAUAUCUUCUGGUAGCACUAAAUAUGAUGGGGUUUUAUAUAUUUGACAAAGCAAAAUGUAAUUUUUUCUUUAAGAGACUUUUGUGAUUUUUAUCUGAUUUUAUUGUAUUAUAGAAUUGUCUAUGUAAAAUAUAUAUAGUUUUAAGUUUAAAAAAAACAAACAAGCAAAACAAAACAAAAACUUGUGUCUUGGUUGUCUCCUGCUUGGAUAAACUUUCAGUUCUUGUUUGUGUUCAAACUUGGAUUUCCCCCUGUUUUAAAAUAAAAUAUCCAAACUGGAUUCGAAUAUC
Varanus komodoensis (Komodo dragon) is the source of this 9116-nucleotide messenger RNA. It is a transcript of the gene HOMER2, whose product is annotated as homer scaffold protein 2. The record is from RefSeq and is a predicted model, not a curated record. Lineage: Eukaryota; Metazoa; Chordata; Lepidosauria; Squamata; Varanidae. The transcript is spliced from 9 exons. Gene Ontology annotation, molecular function: G protein-coupled glutamate receptor binding. Gene Ontology annotation, biological process: regulation of store-operated calcium entry; G protein-coupled glutamate receptor signaling pathway. The coding region runs from base 156 to 1337 and encodes 393 amino acids. Gene Ontology annotation, cellular component: postsynaptic density; dendrite; plasma membrane.